UGUUGUAUUCAAGGAAUAGAAAAAAUAUCAUCAUCAUACUUUAAAGGCAUAUUUACGGCCGAGCACGUAAAUUCAUCCAGGAAUAAUCAAAGUGAUGAAUCCAUUUUGAUAAAAAGAAAUUUAUUCCAAAUUCCUGGAGUUUAUCCGAUGUUUGAAGUUAUAUCUGGGCUAACAUCACUUCAAAUUUCUGAUUCUCGGCUGAAUGCAUCGAAUCAACUCGCUAUUUAUGUAAUUAAUUAUAUUAUGCUUGCAAAACAAGGAAAUACUAAAUGGUGGCAAUUUGAAAAACCAUUGAUUCAUCAUUCUACAUGGUGUUUGGACUGGAUCAAAGGAUUGACAAAGGGAGUUGGAAGUAUUCUAGAUGUAGACAAAAGUUUUGAAAUAGGUGAUGAAUCAGAAGCAUC
Molecule: messenger RNA, 404 nt
Organism: Cetraspora pellucida
Lineage: Eukaryota; Fungi; Glomeromycota; Glomeromycetes; Diversisporales; Gigasporaceae
Source: the annotation of a GenBank genome assembly